Molecule: messenger RNA, 3198 nt
Organism: Neltuma alba
Lineage: Eukaryota; Viridiplantae; Streptophyta; Magnoliopsida; Fabales; Fabaceae
Exons: 4
Coding region: 1-3198 (1065 amino acids)
Biological process (GO): DNA repair; telomere maintenance
Molecular function (GO): DNA helicase activity
Source: RefSeq, a predicted model, not a curated record
AUGGGUGAAAAGGUUGAUCAUUCAAAGAAUUGUGGUGGUGGGCCAUACACUUAUGUGUUAUUUGGAAUGAACUAUCACAAAAUUGGUAGCUUAUUAUCGCCUCAAGGAGCCAAACCGGUCUAUUCACAGUUAUAUAUUUAUGACACAGAUAAUGAAAUAUCAAAUCGAAUCUCUGCUGUAAGCAAGCAUGUGAAGGAAUCUACAAUUGAUCCUGCAAUAGUUGAUCAGAUAAAGAAGGUUCUUGAUGAUGUUAAUCCAUUUGUCAAGCAAUACCGUUUGGCAUCAUCAAUGAUAAAUAGUAAGCAACACACUAAGCUGAAGUUACGUUUAAUUAGUAAUAGACUUCAAGAUGGUCGCAAUUAUAAUUUGCCUUGUGCAUUUGAGGUUACAGCCCUUAUAGUAGGUGAUAUUGAUAUGAACUUUAGUAGAAGGGAUGUGAUAAUUCAUGAACUCUCUGGAUCACCUCAACAUAUUAGUGAGUUGCAUGCAUCGUAUCUCCCACUCCAAUACCCUAUUUUGUUCCCUAGGGGGGAAGAUGGCUAUAGAGAUGAUGUCGCACAUCGUGAAGAGACUCUUAGUGUGACUAAGAAGAAGAAGAUGCUUAGCAUGAGAGAAUACUUUGCAUACAGACUGAUGUUUAGGGUGAAUGAGAUAUCAUCAAUAUUACAUGCAGGAAAAUUGUUUCAACAGUUCAUAGUUGAUGACUAUACAAUGAUUGAAUCUCAACGGUUGUUAUGGGUUAGAACGCACCAGCAAGAAUUAAGGGCUGACUUAUACCAAGGUCUAACAGAUGCUUUAAUGAGCGGUGAAAGAAAUGGGGCAUUCGUUGGCAAGCGUGUUAUAUUGCCUUCUUCAUUUACAGGGGAUGUUUAUACUGUAGAGUUUCAAAAAAGAGGGCUACCACAUGCACAUAUUCUAUUAUUCCUUGAUAAACAGGAUCAACUUAAAGAUGCAAAUAGUGUGGAUAAAGUCAUAUCCGCAGAGAUUCCUGAUAGGCAGGUGAAUCAUACUCUAUACGAGUUGGUGAAGAGGUUCAUGAUACAUGGUCCAUGUGGUCGUUUGAAUACGAAGUCACCAUGUAUGAAAGAUAAUAAAAGUAGCAAGUAUUAUCCAAAGAAGUUUGUUGAUCAUACGACAAUUGAUGAUGAUGGGUAUCCUACAUAUAGAAGACGAGAUGAUGGACAGACUGUAGAAAUAAAAGGUAUAUCAUUAGAUAAUCGAUUUGUUGUGCCCUACAACCCUAUAUUGCUUUGUAAGUUUCAAGCUCAUAUCAAUAUUGAGAAGUGUAAUCAGUCUUCUGCAAUUAAGUACUUAUUUAAGUAUAUCAGUAAGGGUAAUGAUAGGGUAGUUGCUUCUAUUUAUGAUACUAGUCAUGAUGGGAAUGGAGAUAGAUCAGCUGAUGAGGUCUGUCAAUAUUACAACUUUAGAUACAUAUCUGCAUGUGAAGCAGCGUGGCGAAUUUUUGCAUUUGACAUCCAUCAUAGAUAUCCUGCUGUUGAGAGGUUAAGUUUUCAUCUUCCCAAUCAACAAUAUGUUGUAUACUCUAAUGACGAUGAUCUUGCUGAGUUGGUCAAUAAGCCUAGAGUCUAUGAGUCAAUGUUUCUUGCAUGGAUGCAAGAGAAUGUUAAGGAUACAUUUGCUAGAACAUUAACGUACUCAGAAUUUCCUCAGCAUUAUGUUUAUCAAAGAACUAAGCGAGUAUGGAAACGUAGAGAGAAAGGAUUUUCAAUUGGGAGGAUAACUUACACUCCGCCUUCAUCUGGUGAACUGUAUUAUCUUCGGAUUCUUUUAACAAAGGUUAAAGGCCCUAUGUCUUAUGAAGAUAUAAGGACAGUCAAUGGAAUUGUUUACCCAACUUACAGAUCAGCAUGUUAUACUCUUGGGUUGCUAGAUGAUGAUAAUGAAUACAUAAGCGACAUCAAAGAAGCAUCAUUGUGGGCCUCUGGUGUAUCAUUAAGGAAAAUGUUUGUUAGCAUGCUUCUUUCUUCAUCCUUAAGUCGGCCUGAUUAUGUUUGGGAUGAGACUUCAAAACAAUUGUCAGAGGAUAUGUUAUACAUACCGCGUAGUGAUCCUAUGUCAUCAAGUGUGAUCAUAUCUGAUAGUGAUAAAGUAGUAGCAGCAUUGAAAGAAAUUGAAGUCUUGCUACAACAAAAUGGGAAGAGUUUAUUAGAUUUCCCAUCACUACCUUAUCCCCCAUCAAGUCUUACAAUUGAUGUUAGAAAUCACCUGAUUUUACAAGAAUUAAAUUAUGAUCGUGUUGCUCUACAAGGAGAGGCAGAAAGAUUGACAGCUACUUUGAAUGAAGAACAGAGAAGCAUCUUUAACACUGUUAUGUCAUCAUUGAAUGCUUCAACAGGUGCUUGUUUCUUUGUGUAUGGUUACGGAGGCACAGGGAAGACAUUUUUGUGGAAUGCAUUAACAUGCACACUUCGUGCUCAGGCUGAUAUUGUUCUAACAGUAGCCUCAAGUGGAAUAGCUAUUACACUAUUGCCUGCUGGGAGGACUGCUCACUUAAGAUUUGCCAUCCCAAUACAAGUAAAUGAAGACUCUGUUUGCAACAUAAAGCAUAAUUCUUCAUUGGGCAAUUUGAUUAAAUCAACUAAAUUGAUCAUUUGGGAUGAAGCUCCUAUGGUUCAGCGUUUUUGUGUUGAGGUAUUUGAUCGAUCGUUGAAGGAUAUUAUGCAUUCUGAUGCUCCGUUUGGUGGUAAAUGUGUUUUGAUGGGAGGGGAUUUUCGUCAAAUACUCCCUGUCAUCCCUAAAGGUACAAGAGCUGAUAUUGUAAAUGCAUGUAUUAGUUCAUCCUACUUGUGGGAUUAUUGCACUAUUUUCCAAUUGACAAGGAACAUGCGUCUUUGUUCAUAUGCAUCUGAUGAAGACUGUUGCCGUUUACAAAGUUUUUCACAAUGGCUUCUAGAUAUUGGUGACGGUAAUCUAGGUAUGCCACAUGAUGGAGUAGCAGAAAUUGAGAUUCCUUCAGAUAUUUUGAUUAAGGAUUAUGAAGAUCCAAUUAGUGCUAUUGUGUCUUCCACAUAUCCAAAUCUUUUAAAAAACUUGGAUGAUAGUUCAUACUUUAAUGAUAGGGCCAUAUUAGCACCAACUAUUGAGGCUGCUAACCAUGUUAAUGAAUACAUGUGUUCUUUGCUUCCAGGGGAGCCUGUUGAUUAUUUUAGUUGUGACUCAGUUUGCAAAUCAUUCUAG